Molecule: messenger RNA, 417 nt
Organism: Ctenocephalides felis (cat flea)
Lineage: Eukaryota; Metazoa; Arthropoda; Insecta; Siphonaptera; Pulicidae
Exons: 3
Coding region: 1-417 (138 amino acids)
Source: RefSeq, a predicted model, not a curated record
AUGCUUGAUCAGCAACCGUCCCUAGGUGCAGCGAUUCAAGGAUUGUGGUCAGAUUUUUUGCUGCAAAUAGAGCAAAUGUCUCAACGACUUCAACAAACUUUUCAAAUCCUAAGUGGAUCAUUUCCGUUAUUUGAACCAACAACAACAACAACAACUCCUUCUAGUACAUUAAGUACUUCAAACUCACAAUUGGUAUUGAGUACACAGGAGCAGUCACCAAUUGGACAAAAUUUUGGACCAGUUACUUUCCCUAAUAUCAAUGAUGAAAAUAAUAAUACACCAAAAGUUCAUUAUCAACAAAACCAAGGUGUGCCAUUUCCAGUAAUACCACCGGAAAUUCCUGCAUUUUCUGAUCCCUCAAAACUAGAAAAUAAUGCCCAAGAGACUCCAAGUAAUGUAGCACUUGUUGCCCAGUAA